This is a messenger RNA of Scatophagus argus, 6134 nucleotides long. It is a transcript of the gene sin3aa, whose product is annotated as SIN3 transcription regulator family member Aa. Bases 535 to 4464 code for a protein of 1309 amino acids. Gene Ontology annotation, biological process: negative regulation of transcription by RNA polymerase II. Gene Ontology annotation, cellular component: chromatin. Gene Ontology annotation, molecular function: transcription corepressor activity. The transcript is spliced from 20 exons. The record is from RefSeq and is a predicted model, not a curated record. NCBI's taxonomy places the organism in Eukaryota, Metazoa, Chordata, Actinopteri, Scatophagidae.
ACAUUUACAAUGCUAGGGGUCUGAAACCACAAUCAUACAGUUACAUAAAAUAUGUAGUUACACUGUCAACACAUACCGUAAUAUAAGCGGGACUCUACUCGCUGCUGGCUUUGUCGCGCUUCAAGUCAAAAUGGGCGUGCUUGGUUGCUGUGCGAUGAAGCUUUGAUUGACAGUUUAGCUUCACAACCGGAGGGCGUCGCCCCGCCCUUCUGUGGACCCUUCGAACGAUGUGACCAAUAGUGCAUGUCGGGGGCGGGACUGUCUUUGAAGACCACGCCCCUCUACAGCUAACCGAACGGAGAUUGUUUUCCUCUCUCGGGGAGAUUUUCACUUUGCAGUCCACAGCUUGAUUUGUUUAUUUUAAAUCACAAGCCACUUGUUCAGUUGCUUUUAGCAUAUACGUGUCUUGGGUAGCCCUCCCAGCCAGAGGUUUAGCGGUUAACUCACAAAUAAGGGAUUAUCAAAGCAUCACAGGGAUCUUCAGCUUGCUAUUGAAGAGAGUGGUCUCUCAGCUCUUACGAGUAUGAGUUCAUAAUGAAGCGGCGACUGGAGGAUCAGGAAACAGUUUUUGCGUCCCAGCAGCGACGCCUCGCUGGCAACGCAGAGGCUUUCCAGCAUCGUGUCCUGGCCCCUGCUCCAGCCCCAGCUGUGUACGAGGCCGUGCCUGACAACAUGCAGCCCACAGCAGGUGUCCAGUACUCCGUCCCCCAGGGAUACCAGGUUCCCACCGUGGCCCAGAACAGUGGCGGGCAUGGGCACACCCCGAGCCCAGCCGUCCAUGGCGGGUCCCACCACCACAGUCCGGCGGUCCAGUCCCAUGGGCCCUCCGUGAUGUCAGGGCACAGCCAUACAGCUGCUCCUCAAGCCUCUGCACAGGGCCAGCAGCAGUUCCAGAGGCUCAAGGUGGAAGAUGCUUUGUCCUACUUGGACCAAGUGAAAUUGCAGUUUGGCAACCAGCCUCAGGUCUACAAUGACUUUCUGGAUAUAAUGAAAGAGUUCAAGUCUCAAAGUAUUGACACCCCUGGGGUCAUCAGCAGAGUGUCACAGCUCUUCAAAGGUCACCCUGACCUCAUCAUGGGCUUCAACACCUUCCUGCCACCUGGAUACAAGAUCGAGGUCCAAACCAACGACCUGGUCAACGUGACUACCCCCGGGCAGAUCCACCACAUCACCCCACAUGGCAUUUCAGUCCAAAACAUCCCCAUAACAGGUGCAACUACCCAACAUCCAGCCCAGCUCCCGCCCGCCUCAACCACCACCGCCUCGCCCCUGCUAACGCAGCCCACCCCUGCCAAGAUGAGCAAGCCUCUGCAGCCACAGGCAUUGACACCGGGAAGUCAGAGCAAUCCGUCCAUCCCUGCAUACACUUCUCCUCGUUCCCCGCCAAUGCAGAUCCACCAGCCACUCAGCGGGACCCCCACUGGGCCACCCAUUCAGAACAACCAGCCUGUGGAGUUCAACCACGCCAUCAACUAUGUCAACAAGAUCAAGAACCGCUUCCAGGGCCAGCCCGACAUCUACAAAGCCUUCCUGGAGAUCCUCCACACGUACCAGAAGGAGCAGCGUAAUGCAAAGGAGGCUGGUGGGAACUACACGCCGGCUCUGACGGAGCAGGAGGUGUACGCUCAGGUGGCGAGACUCUUCAAGAAUCAAGAGGACCUGCUUUCAGAGUUUGGGCAGUUUCUCCCUGACGCCAACAGUUCAGUGCUGUUAAGUAAAACGACAGCUGAAAAGGCAGAAUCUGUACGGAACGACCACGGCGGCACUGCCAAAAAGCUGCAGCUCAACAAUAAACAGAGGCCCAAUCAGAACGGCUGUCAGAUCCGUCGUCAUCCAACUCCCGGCGCCACGCCCCCUGUCAAGAAGAAGCCCAAGUUAUUGAAUUUGAAAGAUUCCUCUGUGGCAGAGGCCAGCAAGCAUGGGGUUGGGACAGAAUCUCUGUUCUUUGAGAAGGUGCGCAAAGCCUUGCGAAGCGCAGAAGCCUACGACAACUUCCUGCGGUGUCUGGUCAUCUUUAAUCAGGAGGUGAUUUCCAGGGCUGAACUCGUGCAGCUGGUGCUGCCCUUUUUAGGAAAAUUCCCUGAGCUGUUCAACUGGUUUAAAAAUUUCCUGGGAUAUCGAGAAAUGUCCCACAUCGAAACGUACCCUAAGGAACGGGCCACCGAGGGCAUCGCCAUGGAGAUUGAUUAUGCUUCCUGUAAGAGGCUAGGCUCCAGUUACAGAGCGUUGCCCAAAAGCUACCAGCAGCCCAAGUGUACCGGCAGAACUCCGCUUUGUAAAGAGGUAAGAGAUGGGAAACGUUUUUCACUAAGUUCUUCAAGUACCAGUCAGUGUCUUAUGAUAUUUAAUGACAUUAUUUACAUCCAUAUGACUGUGUUUGUUUCUGUCCAGGUCUUAAACGACACCUGGGUCUCCUUCCCCUCCUGGUCUGAGGACUCCACGUUUGUCAGCUCCAAGAAAACUCAGUACGAGGAGCAUAUCUACAGAUGUGAGGAUGAACGCUUUGAGUUGGAUGUGGUACUGGAGACCAACCUCGCAGCUAUCAGAGUCCUGGAGACAGUACAGCGAAAGUUGUCCCGCAUGUCUGCGGAGGAGCAGGCCAAGUUCCGCUUGGACAACACACUGGGUGGCUCCUCGGAGGUUGUGCACCGCAAAGCCAUCCAGAGGAUAUAUGGAGACAAGGCGCCCGACAUCAUCGAUGGCCUGAAGAAAAACCCUGCCGUUUCUGUCCCCAUUGUGUUAAAGAGGUUAAAGACCAAGGAGGAAGAGUGGCGGGAAGCUCAGCGAGGCUUCAACAAGAUCUGGAGGGAGCAGAACGAGAAGUAUUACCUCAAGUCUCUCGACCAUCAAGGCAUCAACUUCAAACAGAAUGACACCAAAGUGCUUCGAUCCAAGUCCCUGUUGAACGAAAUCGAAAGCAUUUAUGAUGAGCGCCAGGAGCAGGCGUCUGAGGAGAACGCCACUCCACCCACAGGCCCCCACCUGACGCUGGCGUACGAGGACAGCCAGAUCCUGGAGGACGCAGCGGCGCUCAUCAUCCACCAUGUCAAGCGACAGACCAGCAUUCAGAAGGAGGACAAAUACAAGAUCAAACAGAUCAUCUACCACUUCAUCCCCGACAUGCUGUUCGCCCAGCGGGGCGAGCUUUCUGACGUGGAGGAGGAGGAGGAGGAAGAGGAGAUGGAUCUGGAGGAAGGCGCUUCCAAAAAGCACAACGGCGUCCCGGGCAGCGGGAGUCCCUCUAAGUCCAAGCUGCUGUUCAGCAACACGGCGGCGCAAAAGCUGCGCAGCUGUGACGACGCCUACAACCUCUUCUACGUCAACAACAACUGGUACAUCUUCCUGCGACUGCACCAGACGUUGUGCUCGCGUCUGCUGCGGCUUUACGGCCAGGCGGAGCGACAGAUCGAAGAAGAGGUCAGAGAACGAGACUGGGAGAGGGAAGUCCUUGGACUAAAGAAGGAGAAGAACGACAAUCCAGCCAUCCAGCUGAGACUGAAGGAGCCCAUGGACAUUGAGGUGGAAGAUUACUACUCAGCCUUCUUGGAGAUGGUUAAGAAUUUGCUGGAUGGAAACAUGGAGGCAUCUCAGUACGAGGACUCGCUGAGGGAAAUGUUCACCAUUCACGCUUACAUCGCCUUCACAAUGGACAAGCUCAUCCAAAGCAUCGUCCGGCAGCUCCAGCACAUCGUGAGCGAUGAGAUCUGUGUCCAAGUAACAGACCUCUACCUCUCAGAGAGCUCUAACGGCGCCAGCGGAGGAACCAUGUCCACCCAGUCUUCACGCAGCUCUGCAGAAGCCAUCUACCAGCGGAAAGCCGAACAGCUCAUGUCUGACGAGAACUGCUUCAAGGUGAUGUUUUUGAGGAACAGGGGCCAGGUGCAGCUCACAGUGGAGCUGCUCGACACAGAGGAGGAGAACUCAGACGAGCCCAUGGAGGCCGAGCGUUGGUCUGAUUAUGUUGGACGCUACUUAAACCCAGAUUCCACCACACCUGAGCUGAGGGAGCAUCUUGCUCAGAAGCCAGUUUUUCUUCCCAGGAAUCUGAGACGGAUCAGGAAGUACCAGAAGGGCCGAGAGCAGCUGGACAAAGAGGCCUGUGAGGGUGGCAAGAAAUCUCUGGAAAAGGAGAAAAUGGAGUGCAUGUUCAAACUCAACUCGUACAAGAUGGUUUAUGUCUUUAAGUCUGAGGAUUACAUGUACCGCCGCACUGCCCUGCUGCGAGCUCAUCAGUCGCACGAGAGGGUGAGUACACGGCUGCACAAGCGCUUCCAGGCCUGGGUGGAUGCGUGGGUCAAGGAGCACGUCACCCGCGACAUGAAUGGCGAGACCAACAAGUGGCUAAUGGGCGAAGGGCGUGACGGCCUAUUACCCUGCACCACCACCCGCCAGCCAGAGGUCCUUCACUUCAUGAACAUCAACAAGUACAGAGUGAAAUACGGCCCGCCCAACAAGGCGCCAUAGCUGAGGGGAAAUGGAAGCAAGAGACUGAUGUCUGGGGGUGACUGGUCAAAAGUCAAACAGGUCAGGAGUAGAGGUAGGGACGGGGCUUAUUAAUGUGUUUUUAAGGCCGACAUGGGAGCACAAUUAAGCUAGCUACCGUGUAUGUUGCACCCGGGGCGGCAGGAUUACUGAUUUUACCAGCGUUUUUAGCUGGGCCCAUUUUUUCACAGGGCCUCCGGUGCCAAAACUUAGGAAUCGUCACGAUCCAGUUGCAGACCUGAGCUCUUACCAGCACUCGGAGCCAAUUCUCAUACUUCCCUGAGCCUUUUCGACAGGGCUUAGCGACUUAAAUGGUGAACCUAUGAGAGAGAGAGAGAGAGAGAGAGAAAGUGGUGCUUUUUGUACUUUAUCAAGUGAGCUUCGGUUUAGCUUUUAAUUGGCCAUUUUGUCUGAAGCCAUCACGGUUAGAGCUCCAUCUAAAUCAAUCGCACAGGGACUUCUUUAUGAUAGUGUUAUUCUACAGUAUCCAUGGAGAACAAUACGGUGGACAAGUGCACUUAUUUAGGAAGAGGAAAAUGAUGUUUCGAAAGUUUUGUUUCCCAGAUUGAAGGUUUGGAAGGAGCACAAAAACGUCUGAGAGAUCUGGUUCAGACAUUCCUGCGUUAAGGCCAAAUCACAUUCAUGUACCUUUCACUAGGCGGAAUGAGGGUUACAUUUCCUUUUCCAAAACACACGGCAGCAUUAUUAGAAACUGUGCCUGAGCCCCAAACAGUAUUGUCGGGUUAACAUUAAAAAGCACUCAUGCAUUUAUGUAAAAGCAAAAAAAAAAAAAAAAAAUUAGCCUCACAACACUGUUUGGUCUCAGACUGUAAAAUUGUAUAGCUUGUGAAUGUCAGAUACUGGCAUGUAUUCCAGUGUAUGUGUUGUGUAUAUAUAUUAUAUAUAGUUCUAUUAACACAACUGAUCCUCGCCGCCCUAGUCAAGUCAACCUUUUUAAACUGCCCUCCGCCAAUACACCAGCUUGUACACACAGACACACAAACACACACGCGCGUCUCGUUCUGGGAGGACUGUCCACAUGCCGCUCGAGUUGUAAAUACACUGUAUAUAGUCUCAGACUUUUUAUGACAGAUCUGUGUUGUUGUGCUAGUCAUACUGUCCAAGCUUACUGUGGACUUUAGUGAUAAAUGGCUAAAGUUAGUAUGUAUAUGAAAAAGACAAAUGCAAGACCAUUUAUUACAGUUUUUACCAAAGGGAGUUGAUUACAAAAAUAGCUGUUUUCCCCCCUUUGUGUGUUCCUUUAUGUCUUUUCUUUUUAAUUUCUGUAGUAAAAACGUGGAAAAAAGUAGAAAUGUAUCCAGGUCUUUCACUUUUUAUAUAUGAAAAAUAACUUUUUUUUUCUUCUGAAUGUGACAUUGGUUGGUUAAAAACAUCACUGCCCCCUUUUGACAGCCGACACCGUCCGUGGUGAUGGUGGGACUCAUUUCAAAGUUCAGUCUUCGGAUGAAUGAACGGUCUCACCUUGUGAUGCACGCCUCCCUCCCUGGAUAGAUUUCUGCUGCAAACAUCACACCCCCACACACCAUAUUUUUGAUAAUGGAAGAAGUCACACGAGCAUGUCUUUAGUCCCUUUAUUUAGACAUUAUUUAAAGUAAUAAUAAAAACGACAUUUGUAGCCUACAGAGACCUUU